UUUUUCUUUGCUGACUUUGAAGUUUUAAGAGACCACUUGUCAAGGAUUGCAGGUGGCUCUAGAUGGUAGCACAGCUUUAAAAAGGGUAUUUAUGGAAUUCCAAUGAGCGGUGAUGGAUGAUGCAGUUCAAAUAACUAAGGUCAGCAUGGAUUCCUGGUUUCUUCUUGUUCUGUUUGGCAGUGGACUGAUACACGUCAGUGCCAGCAAUGCUACCACAGUUUCACCUUCCUUGGAAAUUACAAGAUCAAUUAAAGCAUCAACAGCAGAAUCAGUCAAAGAACAGAACAGAACUUCAAAUCCAACCUCAUCAGUAACUUCUCUUUCUGUGGCACCAACACUCAGCCCAAAUAUAACUUUGGGACCUACCUACAUAACCACUGUCAAUUCUUCAUACUCUGACAAUGGGACCACACAAUAUGUAAGCACCGAUUCUGUAGGCACUACCAUUUCACCAAAUGCAACAUGGCUUCCAGAUCACCAAUUUACAGAUGCCAGAACAGAACCCUGGGAAGGGAAUUCCAGUACUGCAGCAACCACUCCAGAAACCUUCCCUCCUUCAGGUACCAGAGAUGCAAAAUCACUGUUGCCUCUUCUAUGA
Molecule: messenger RNA, 598 nt
Organism: Urocitellus parryii (Arctic ground squirrel)
Lineage: Eukaryota; Metazoa; Chordata; Mammalia; Rodentia; Sciuridae
Source: RefSeq, a predicted model, not a curated record